AUGGAGGGUUCUAAUAAAGGAUUUUCAUCAUCAAACACUCCCAGAUCUCCUCUGGUUCCAAAAUCGUCACCUUCAGGUUCAGGAGAAAACAAUGAGAAUGAUACAAGUCAAGACCAAAUGAAUUCCAAGUUGCAUAACCCCAAGAAACUAGUAGCAAAACAUUUCAUGUCACCCACUAAAUCUGCAUCUUCAAAGAUCGCAUUUCCAAAAAAGAAAAUUCUGGCCGAGAGGAUUGAAAACUCGAGCUUUUCGGAUACCCAAAUUCAGAAAACUCCAGAUCUGGAAAUGAAAAAUAGCCCCUUAAAUUCGAGUAUUGGUCACUCCGGUCAAUCCUCAUCUUGGUUUAUUCCAUCUAAAAAUUGUGCCCAUGUGUCAAAUGAUAAUGGCGUUGUUGUUGAUUCAUCUUUGAAGCCUUAUGACCCUUACACAAAUUACCUCUCCCCGAGGCCUAAGUAUCUGCGGUAUGAUCCAAACAAACGGCGUAUGAUCUUUCACCGAAAACUAAGUGAGAGCAGAGAGGGAAAAGAUGGUAAAGAAAUCCAUAAAGGUGUUGGGGAAGAGGAAUCUUCAGCAGAUUCUCUAGAUUCCUCAGUUAGUGCUCAAGAAAAAGAAGAAAACACAGAGGAAGUAGAUGAUAAUAUCGAUGAUGAUGGUCUGGUGGAGGAGGAGGAGGAGGAAGAGGAAGAAGAAAUUGAAGAGUUUGAGGAAAAAGGAUGGAGUUUGAGAGGAGUAUUAAAAUUUCUGCUGAUAUUGUUUGUCUGUUUUUUGUCAAAGACAUACGUAAGUUCUAUGAACUCUUCAGCACCAUCACCAAUUCAACUAUCCAUUUUGGGUUUCAAAGCUGACCAUCUUAUGAUUCAGAAGCAAAUAUGUAAAGCUGUAUAUUUGGAAGUGUAUGGAGGUGGUUUCUUGGAAGUGGAAGAGAAAGAUAGUGGACUUGAGGUCCAUAAUAUACUAAUGGUCAAAGAUGAUGAUUUGGGCAUGGAGGAUAACAAUACCGAGCCUGUUGAAUUUGAGAGUGAUUAUGAAGUGGGUAAGAAUAGUGAGCUUGAUAAUGUGAAAAUGGUUGAAGUCUAUAAUGUGGAAAAGGUCAAGAGUAGAGAGGCAGAAUUGGUUGAAGUCGAUAGUGUGGAAAGAGUUGAGAGCAGUGAGGCUGAAAUGGUUGAAAAUGAUACAUUGUACAUGGAGGUUAGUAGAAAGGAGUCUGUUAAACAUGACUCUGAUAGUGAAGUAGUUAAGACUUGUGAAGUUUCCAAAGAGGUGCCACUCGCAGUAGUUGCUGAAAGCAAGGAUAUAGAAGGUGGUGAAGUAGAGUAUAUAGCAGAGGCAAAAACUGCUCCAAGUGAUGAUGCUGGUGGCUAUGAAUUGGUGAAAGAAGUUGAGGGUUCUGACCAGUUGAAGAAGCCUAACACAUUCCAGGAAGACCAGACACCACAGAAUACUGAAGGAGCGAAGCAGCCUAGUAUGGAACUUAUAGAACCACAAGAGCUGCCUGUCAACUUGGUCAAUGAAGUUGAUGAAGAAUUUGAUAAUGAUGGUGAAAAUAUGAAAGUUGUAUCUAAUAUCCUAGUUGUUGCUGGAGUUUCUACUUUCUCCAUAAUAUUGGCAUCUCUAGCUUUUGUCUGUCGUUCAAGGAAAGGUAAAACUACUUCUGUAGAAGAUUCUCUUCCUAUGCUAAAUCCAUUUACAUCUAUAGUAGAGGAAAAAGUAGCACGAGUACAUCCUGCACUGGAAGAAGAGUGCAUUGAGAAGACAACGACCCCAGAAUUUCCAGCUGAGGAAGAGCACAUUAGAAAGGAAAUUGUAUCUUCUAUUAGGCCUCUAUCCUUGUCUAGUUCAAUAGCAGAAGCAACUAAAGAAGUUGGCAGUUACACCCAUGCGCCAACCAUUGAGUUGCUAGGAGAAUUUGUGAUUAAGGAAGUAGGCAGCUCCCACAGGAAAAUCCCGGCGAUUGAACACGAAGAGAGCAAUGCUUCUCAAAAGAGGUUGAAAUCUCGUCCAGUUUCUGUUCCAUCUCAGCCGUUCUCACACGUUUCUACUAAAGAUUCGCUGUCAUAUGGAAGCUUUACUGACGAUAGGAAGAGUUUAAAGAAAGAGGGAGGCAAAGAUGGAGAAUUCAAGAUAGAAUUAACUACUCCAGUUAGGCGGUCGAGUCGACUUCGCAACCGCUCAGUUGUGUCUCCGUGA
Molecule: messenger RNA, 2187 nt
Organism: Fraxinus pennsylvanica
Lineage: Eukaryota; Viridiplantae; Streptophyta; Magnoliopsida; Lamiales; Oleaceae
Source: the annotation of a GenBank genome assembly